AUGGAGCACACCCCGGCGCAAAACGAAGAAGAAUGGUUUGUUGGCAGCAUCGACCAGGGAACCACCUCGUCACGCUUCCUCAUCUUCAACAAAGACGUCGACCCCGUUGCCAGCCACCAAAUCGAGUUUGAGAACCACUAUCCAGUCUCGGGAUGGCACGAGCAUGAUCCCGAGGAACUGCUUGCCUCAGUUCAGACAUGUAUUGAGGAGGCAACGAAACGUUUCACUGAGCUGGGUUAUUCGCCCUCUCAGAUCAAGUCUGUGGGUAUCACCAACCAGAGGGAAACGACUGUCUGCUGGGACAAGAACACUGGCGAGCCUCUCUGCCGAGCUGUGGUUUGGCCUGAUACCCGUACCAAGGGCCUUGUGCGCGAGCUCAAGGCUAGGCCUGGUGCUGACAAGCUGAAAGAGCUCUGUGGUCUCCCUCUCAGCACAUAUCCUUCGAGUGUCAAGCUUUUGUGGCUCCUGCGCCACCAUGAGGCGGUCAAGAGCGCUUACGACGAGGGUCGGCUCGCCUUUGGCACCGUUGAUACAUGGCUCAUCUACCGUCUAAACAGCAAGGAGAAGAACGUUUUCGUCACAGACAGCACAAAUGCUAGCCGGACCAUGUUCAUGAACAUUCACACCCGGAAAUACGACGACGAGCUCCUCUCCUUCUUCGGUCUCGACCGGGAAAAAGUCGCUCUCCCAGAAAUCGUACCUUCCUCUGACCCGCACGCUUUUGGCUGCAUUGCCGAGGGUGUUCUGGCAGGCACAAGAAUCACGGGGUGCCUAGGUGACCAGUCCAGUGCACUCGUCGGCCAGUGCGGUUUCUACCCAGGCAGAGCCAAAAACACGUAUGGUACCGGUUGUUUCCUUCUCUGCCACGUUGGAGACAAGCCGGUCAUCUCCAAGUCGGGGCUUCUCGCCACUGUGGCUUACGAUUUCCCCAACCUCGGCGAGGCCCCUGGUUACGCCUUGGAAGGCAGCAUCGCUGUUGGUGGUUCCGGUGUGAAAUUUCUCAUGGACAAUCUUGGCUUCCUCCGGGACAGCAAGAAGGUAUCGGAGCUCGCUGCAUCAGUGCCGGAUAAUGGCGGUGUCGUCUUCGUCACUGCCUUCAGUGGCCUUUUUGCGCCCUACUGGAUCGAUGAUGCCCGUGGCACACUUUUUGGCAUCACUCAUCACACGCAGAAGGGACACAUCGCCCGUGCGACGCUGGAGGCCACCUGCUUCCAGACGCGUGCCAUUCUAGAGGCCAUGGAGAAGGACUCAGGUCAUAAGCUCGAGUCCCUUGCCGUCGAUGGCGGCAUGUCCAACUCAGACAUCACCAUGCAGACCCAAGCCGACAUUAGCAACACCAUUGUCGAGCGGCCGGCCAUGCAUGAGACCACCGCUCUCGGCGCGGCCGUCGCGGCCGCCUUGGCCGUCCCCGGAUGCUGGAAGUCAUUUGACGAGAUUUCGAGCAUCAUCGGGUCCAAGGAGGGCCGCCGCGUCUUCCAGCCCGAGAUGGACAAGCGCACGGUCCGGCGCAUGUACAAGGCUUGGGAGCGCGGUGUAGAGAUGAGCCGUGGUUGGGUGCAGGACGACGAAGAUUGCGACAAGGAGGAGUAUGAGGACGAUAUGGAGGCUGACAGUGGCGUCGAGGGUGUCUCACCGUCUUGA
Molecule: messenger RNA, 1641 nt
Organism: Microdochium trichocladiopsis
Lineage: Eukaryota; Fungi; Ascomycota; Sordariomycetes; Xylariales; Microdochiaceae
Exons: 3
Coding region: 1-1641 (546 amino acids)
Biological process (GO): glycerol-3-phosphate biosynthetic process; glycerol metabolic process; triglyceride metabolic process
Cellular component (GO): mitochondrion
Molecular function (GO): glycerol kinase activity
Source: RefSeq, a predicted model, not a curated record